Ascochyta rabiei is the source of this 657-nucleotide messenger RNA. RefSeq lists its product as uncharacterized. The record is from RefSeq and is a predicted model, not a curated record. The transcript has 2 exons. Lineage: Eukaryota; Fungi; Ascomycota; Dothideomycetes; Pleosporales; Didymellaceae. The coding region runs from base 1 to 657 and encodes 218 amino acids.
AUGCGCAAGCACUACACCUGGCCGUGUAAGGGCCCCCUGCGAGACGCCCGGCACGAGUUCGGCGCCGCCAUCAUACUAGACCAGGAGAAGCACCUCUGCGGCAAGAGGAUCCCUACCAGCCUGACCAGGGCCGUUUCUUCAAUCUCCCUAAGCAUAAUCAGUCUUUGUAAGCUUGGUGCGCAGCUAACACUGUUCGACGUGCGUACUGUGGUCACUCCAGACCUGUUCCCCAGUCCCGAGGCAUCAUCCGACCAGCAAUGGUCACAGAUGCGGCAAUUCCGGCUCGAAUUCCAUGCCCUCCGCCCAGACGGGCGGUGGUACUUCGUUGGUCCGUGUGGCGAGGAUCUGCACGACUCUGAACAAAGAGGGUAUAAGGCCUCGGACACAGAACAGUACCCCCGCGAAACGGACACGGACGAGGACAUGGACCUUCAUGCCGAGUACAAUGGAAACCUUGGCAAGGCUUACGAUGACGGUUACAAUCUUGACAUGUUCCGCGUUGAACCCUGUAGAGAGUUAAUUGAGCCUCUACUCGCGGCGUUUGCAAAGUCUCUGGCUCGCGACAACAUGCCUUGCCUCGAGGACGCCAGGAUCUUCAUGCACCUGUGGUGGGCGCCUUCAGACGACAUAGAAGCGAAGAACACGAUCUGCCGAUGA